Messenger RNA from Botrytis cinerea B05.10, 1644 nucleotides. RefSeq names its product Bccia1 (gene Bccia1). Lineage: Eukaryota; Fungi; Ascomycota; Leotiomycetes; Helotiales; Sclerotiniaceae. The record is from RefSeq and is a predicted model, not a curated record. Gene Ontology annotation, cellular component: cytosolic [4Fe-4S] assembly targeting complex. Gene Ontology annotation, molecular function: protein binding. Gene Ontology annotation, biological process: iron-sulfur cluster assembly. The transcript has a single exon. Bases 62 to 1372 code for a protein of 436 amino acids.
GCAUCCCAUAAAAUUUUCCCCUCCCACCCCAAGAAACCCUCCUUCCUACCUACCCACAACAAUGCGACUCCAACACCUCGCCGAUUUCAAGCCCCAAGCCGCGACUCGAGCAUGGGCAUCCAUUCCCAAUCCCAACGGACUGCCUCUCAUCGCAACAGCCACCUCUGAUAAAUCGGUCCGAGUCUAUUCGCUCAAUAACUUCACAUUGCAUUCGACUUUAGAAGGGGGUCAUGAGAGAAGUGUGAGAUCUGCGGCGUGGAAACCGGGAGUCAGGACAGAUGGAGCGUUGACGAUUGCGACGGGGAGUUUUGAUGCGACGAUGGGGAUUUGGAGACGGAAGGAAGAUGCGGGAAAUGGAAAUGGAAAUGAUGGUGGAGAUGGACCGUUGGAAAUGGAGAUUGGAGCGGAUGGCGAGGUGAGCAAAGGGGCGCAGUUGAGAAGAGGAGGAGAAGAGGAUGAGGAUGAGGGGGAUGAUUGGGAAUUUUCGAUUGUGUUGGAGGGACAUGAUUCGGAAAUUAAAAAUGUGGCUUACUCGCCCAGUGGACAAUGGUUAGCUUCUUGUUCGAGAGAUAAGACGAUAUGGAUUUGGGAAGAAAUAGGAGAGGAGGGUGAAGACGAAUUCGAAACAGUUGCGGUUUUGCAAGAUCACAAGGCAGAUGUGAAAUGUGUUUGUUGGAGAAAAGACGAUGGCAAUGGAGAAGUUCUUGCGAGUGGUAGUUAUGACGAUACAAUUCUACUAUCUAGAGAAGAUGGCGAGGGAGACUGGGAGACUGUUGCUACAUUAGAGGGCCAUGAAGGCACUGUGUGGAAUUUAGAUUGGGAACCUGAAGUUUCCAUGAAGACGGAGUCUAGCGAUGAAUCAUCCGCCCCAGCUACCCCACGGCUCCUCUCCUCAUCCGCAGACAUGAGCAUUCGCAUCUGGUCCAAAGUACCCACGCCACCACCCCAAAACAAGCCCUCCUAUUUCAAUCCCGGAAUCCCCAGCACCAUGCGACCGGGCCCCGAAAACGAGACCUGGGAAUGCACCGCCACGCUUCCCAAAGUCCACGAUCUGCCCAUCUACAGCAUUAGCUGGAGUAAACAAACUGGCCGUGUCGUAUCCACAGGCGGAGACGGCAAAAUCGCAAUCUACGAAGAACAGACCAAGGGAAGAAAUAGUGUAGGUGGUACUAUUGAGAAGGAGUGGGUGGUUCUUACUGUUCUCGAAGGUGCCCAUGGUCCUUAUGAGAUUAACCAUGUUACGUGGUGUCAGCGAUUCGACAAUGGCAAGAAAACCCCCGAUGAAGAAAUGGUUAUAACGACGGGUGAUGACGGACUUACAAAAGCUUGGUGUAUCGAAGAAAAUGUGGAAGAAAGGACACUAGAAGCAUAAUGGUAUGAAUAAUGGGAAGGUUAUGUUCAUGGAAGAACUUAUGGGUUGGUAUUAAAAUCGACGGGUCAGUUAUAAAAAUACUCACUACUAGUUAGUUAUAAGCAUAGCGUUCGGCGUUGUAUAGGGUUAGAUUUGCUGGGAAUGAACAAAUAAAUGCAUAUACACGAAAUGUAAAUAGCUUGCACCAGGAAAUUGUUUGCAUACCUUAUUUGUACGUACGUAUGUAUGUAUGUAUAUAACAUCAACAAAAAUCAACAAUUAUUACUAUUACA